Molecule: messenger RNA, 2406 nt
Organism: Vespula pensylvanica (western yellowjacket)
Lineage: Eukaryota; Metazoa; Arthropoda; Insecta; Hymenoptera; Vespidae
Product: sodium-dependent nutrient amino acid transporter 1-like
Exons: 11
Coding region: 296-2248 (650 amino acids)
Biological process (GO): sodium ion transmembrane transport
Cellular component (GO): membrane
Molecular function (GO): L-amino acid transmembrane transporter activity
Source: RefSeq, a predicted model, not a curated record
CGAUCGUGAAGCAGUCAGUGGUUGUUUCGUGCUCAAGUAGGUAAUACUCUCACGCAAGAAACACGUGCGAGUACGAAUGUCAAAAUGUUGAGACAAGUUUAAACAUAAAAUCAGUGUGUUUUUUACGAGAUUCUCUAAACUCAAGUAAAUCUCUUUUCGAGGACAACUGCCACUUUUUGUUUUUUUUAUUUAUUUAUUUUUUUUUUUCGGUAUUUCGGUACCUCUCUUUUCUUCGUUUUAACUCUUUACCAAGGAUACGUCGUUACUCGUCGAUCUAUUCAUUUGAAAGAUAAAAAUGGCAAAGGCAGGUAAACAUAAUCUGGGAUUUAUUGGAGACGAUGGCAGAAUUAAUGGUCAGACUAAUGGUAAUCUUAAAAGUUCGAAAAAAAUUGAAAAAAACGACGACAAUUUUAAUUUCAAUUAUGGCGUCGAAGAUAACAGAAAAGUUACUCAACCAGUAAUGGAAGAACUGACAAUAAUAGAAAAAGGUGUUGAAAGAGCUACAUGGGGCAACAGUAUCGAAUUUCUCAUGUCCUGUAUCGCCAUGUCGAUUGGUCUCGGCAAUGUUUGGAGAUUUCCAUUCACGGCAUAUGAAAAUGGCGGAGGUGUUUUUUUGAUACCUUACAUAAUCGUCCUUUUCGUCGUUGGGAAGCCCUUUUAUUAUUUGGAAAUGAUAUUAGGCCAAUUCACCAGCAGAUCAUCCGUUAAAAUAUGGUCCGCAGUGCCAGCAUUUCGUGGUGUUGGCUGGGCCCAAAUGUUUUCUAUGAUUGCCGUUGGUACUUACUAUUGUUCUUUGAUAUCAAUGACCUUAUAUUAUUUGAUCGGUAGCUUUCAAUCUCAGCUACCUUGGUCCACAUGUCUUCUCGAAUGGGGAGAUACGUGCGUUGAUUCCGUAAAAGCUGAAAAUGCAACAAUUCACAAUGGCACGAAUAUGAGAAGUUCCGCUGAAUUUUAUUUCACAAAAACGGUAUUGAAGGAAAUACCUAAUAUCGAUAAUGGGUUGGGUCUACCCGAUUGGAAAUUAGUCCUUUGCUUGUUUGUCGCCUGGUCAAGUAUUUUUGCUGUCCUUGUACGUGGAGUUAAAAGUUCUGGCAAGGCAGCCUACUUCCUCGCAAUAUUCCCAUACGUGAUCAUGAUAGCUUUGUUGAUCAGGGCGGUGACCUUGGAGGGAGCAAGCAACGGGAUAAUCUUCUUCAUUCAACCGAAGUGGGACAAACUGUUCGAUCCAAAUGUCUGGUACGCUGCUGUGACACAGUGUUUCUUUUCACUGUCAGUUUGCUUCGGUGGUGUCAUCAUGUAUUCGUCCUACAACGGCUUUAGACACAAUAUCUACAGAGACGUCAUGGUUGUGACCACUUUAGAUACCUUCACCAGUCUCAUGGCAGGAUUGACUAUUUUUGGGAUACUUGGUAAUUUAGCUCAUGAACUUGGCACCGAUGAUAUCAGCAAUGUUGUCCGUGGCGGGACUGGAUUAGCCUUCGUUUCUUAUCCAGACGCCAUUGCGAAAUUUACGGUCUUACCAAAUUUGUUUUCUGUAUUAUUCUUUCUAAUGCUCUUCGUUCUUGGAAUCGGAAGUGCUGUUGCACUCGUUGGAGGAAUCGUCAGUAUAAUCAGUGAUCAAUUUCCAAGUUUUACGCAUUGGUAUAUUGUACUUGGUACAUCUAUCUUUGGAUUCCUUUGUGGUAUUGUUUAUUGCACACCAGGUGGUCAAUUUAUAUUAAGUCUGGUUGAUUAUUACGCUGGCUCCUUUAUCAUUUUUGUCUUGGCUACGCUCGAAGUGAUGGGAUUUUUUUGGAUCUAUGGAUUAGAAAAUUUCUUAGACGAUGUUGAAUACAUGUUGAAAAGAAGGCCAUCGAUUUAUUGGAGAAUUUGUUGGGGUGUAAUAACGCCAGUCCUUCUAGCAACUAUUUUAAUUUAUACUAUCAUUGUACUGACACCACUCACUUAUGCUGGUAUCUUGUAUCCUACAAGUGCAUAUGCUGCCGGAUGGUUGCUAUUUGCGUUUGGUACAUUACAAAUCCCAUUUUGGAUGUUAUACACGAUAAUGUGUAAACGAAACUUGGGCAUGCCAAAAAUGAUCACAAACUCUUUCAGUCCCUCGGUCGAUUGGGGCCCAAGAAAUACUCAAGAAUUAGCCAGUUGGAAGGAAUAUAAGGAAAUGAUGAGAAAAAAACGUGAGAAACGUAAUUGUUCUAAAUUAAAACAAUUCGUUUAUGUUCUUUUUUGUUUAGAAGAGAAACUCGUAUGAUCUCGUUGUUAAAAAGAAAUCGAAUUUAUGUAUUAUUAUAACACCUCGCACGUACACAGACACACAUAAAUGCACGCGCACGUGCAUAUGCACACACGUACAUAUACAUUUCUUUUUUUUUUGACGACAUACAUUUUUUUUUUUUCAUCAAAAUGGAA